AUGUCAACAGAAUAUCCAAAUGGUAUCCGGCAACCAUCGAGAUUCCCUGGAGCUGUUUUAACUCUCGAUUUCCCAAAAAAUUGUUCUCAAAUGUUUUGUGGAUGGAAGCCAAGAGAAAAUAUGAAAAUCGGCCAAGAAAUCGAUUUCUCUUUUCUGGGAAACUAUGAGCCAAAAGAUCGUUUUUAUAUUCGAAAUUCCACAGGAACGAUGAGUUUAUUGCCAGAAUUUGGGCCAUUUAAAAGAUUCAAAAUGAUGAUUAAUGAGCCAUUUAUAAUUUAUUUCGUCGGAAGCGAUCAACCAAAAAACGAUCGUCAUUUGAGCCUCCAAUUCGCAUAUGAAGCCAACAUU
Mesorhabditis belari is the source of this 348-nucleotide messenger RNA. NCBI's taxonomy places the organism in Eukaryota, Metazoa, Nematoda, Chromadorea, Rhabditida, Rhabditidae. The record is from the annotation of a GenBank genome assembly.